Molecule: messenger RNA, 935 nt
Organism: Nicrophorus vespilloides
Lineage: Eukaryota; Metazoa; Arthropoda; Insecta; Coleoptera; Silphidae
Product: retinol dehydrogenase 11-like
Exons: 4
Coding region: 6-935 (309 amino acids)
Source: RefSeq, a predicted model, not a curated record
UGAUCAUGGGAAAAUGUCGAUCCGAGGUAAGUCUUAUCGGAAAGACGGCUCUGAUUACAGGCGGAAAUUCAGGAUUGGGCUUCGAAACUGCGGUAGAUUUUGCUACAAGAGGUUGUAGAGUUAUUAUUGCUGACAUCUCUGAUUCUGAGGAGAAGACCAGGGAGAUAAUCGCGAGGACGAAUAACCCGUACGUGACCUGGAUGCAGGUAGAUCUAUCAGAUUUUCAGUCGGUGAGGACCUUUGCUACGAGAUUCAUCGAGAAUGAGAGCAGAUUGGAUCUGCUGAUCAACAAUGCAGGUACUUCGUGUUACACUAACGAGUACACAGCUUCCGGCGCUCUGAAAUUGAUGGCGAUCAAUCAUUACGGACAUUUCCUGCUCACGCAUCUGCUGAUCGAUUUGCUUCGCAAGACGGAGAACAGCCGAGUGGUAUUUACCAGUUCCAUCAUCGCGUUCAUAAAUUGCCUAAAGAGUGGUAACAUCAACGACCCGCCGAAGGUUUGGGCUGGUAUGCUGUUCAGCUACUUGCAAUACGGAAACACAAAGCUCUGCAACUUGAUCACGUCGAAUAUGCUUUCUGAGAUGGGCAUCUUCUCCAACGCCAUACAUCCGGGCUGCGUCAAGACGAAUAUCCACCAGGUGACGUUCAAAUUCUUGAAGGAGAUGUCCGUGUUGCAUAUUCUCAGUGUUUUUUUUGGCAGAAUUUGUAUUUUCAUGUUCGGCAAGACGGCGCAUGAAGGCGCGCAAAAUAUAUUGUACGCAGCAUUGGAAACUAAACACUCUGGUCAGUUUAUAUCCGACUGCAAACCCUACAGACAGCCAAGAUCUGCCCGCGAUGAUGACCUUUGUAGAGAUGUGUGGGAGGAAAGCGAACGUCUGGCCGGGCUAGAACCAAACGAAAGGAUCUUACCCAUCAACAAAUUAAACAUUCCAUGA